This is a messenger RNA of Trematosphaeria pertusa, 1479 nucleotides long. Its product is annotated as HET-domain-containing protein. The transcript has 2 exons. The record is from RefSeq and is a predicted model, not a curated record. Lineage: Eukaryota; Fungi; Ascomycota; Dothideomycetes; Pleosporales; Trematosphaeriaceae. The annotation marks the transcript as partial.
UUGCCCUCGCGAGUACUCGAUGUGGAGUAUGGUUCGUCUCCGAGCAGGUUAAGGCUGUUCGAACCGGAAGGAACGCUUGGGAAGUAUAUCGCUCUGAGCCAUAGAUGGGGAGACGAGCGUCCCUUCGCUACCACCCGCUCCAAUCUGGGGCCGUACAAAGCACAGGGAAUCAAUGUUGAGAAUCUCCCCAAGACAUUCCAGGAUGCUGUCGUUAUGGCACGCAGAUUGGGUAUCCGAUAUUUAUGGAUUGACGCAUUAUGUAUUUGUCAGGAUGACGGCCCCGAAUGGGAGAGAGAGUCUGCUAAGAUGGCUGUAAUCUACUCUCACGCCUACUUGGUCCUCGCUGCUACGGGGUCGGAGCGGGAUAGUGGAGGCAUAUUCAACCAGCGAUCGCCCCCUGAUUACGAAGGGGUUGAGCACAGUAAGAAUGGUGCGCGUGGGACAUUGAAGGCCUUCCUGAUCCCCAAACGAUGGGCCGCGCGCCCCGAUGGGUAUUGCAUGCUGAAUGAGGAGCCUCUGUCAGAACGAGGAUGGGCCCUUCAGGAACGCCUUCUUGCCUCCAGAACCCUCCAUUUCGGAUCGACCCAAAUGUUCUUCGAGUGCUACGGCCACUUCCGCAGUGAGGACGGCUUCAGGAUGCGGGGCCGUCUCAAUAGCAUCCAUAACGACCCUCACCAACACUACCCGCUCGCGGACCCGGACUCGUCUUUGCGAAGUUCUCUGUAUCGCGGCUCCGAGCUUUGGUAUCAGGCUCUGUACUUCUAUUAUCCUAGGAAGUUGACUAAGAGCUCGGAUAAGCUUCCGGCGCUUUCUGGGAUAGCGAGAAUUGUUGAAGAGCAAACGGGCGACAAGUACGUUGCGGGGCUCUGGCACUCCACGCUCAUAGAAGGCCUCAUCUGGCAGGCAGCAGGCACGCACCGGAACGCGACGAGCGCUCCGCCCGGCUACCGUGCCCCGUCCUGGUCGUGGGCCUCCAUAGAUGGACCCUUCGGCAAUCUGGGACUUGGCCGAGAUCCUAUCUACAAGGGCGCAGAGUGGGUGGAUAUUGCUACCGUAAUUGAUGUCCACAUUGAGCUCAAAGGCGAGAACCCGUAUGGCGAAGUCGCAUCUGGCUGGCUCAAGAUCAAGGCGCCAAUUGAACCGCUUGCGCCCAGCGAAGAGAAGGAACCGGACUGGGAGACGGUGCCUCACAAGAGAGCCCUUAGAAUGAAGACAAGGGCAGGAAAGACGUUUGGAACGUACAGUAUGCUGGAUACACUGGAUGAUGAGUCGGCUUCGCAGCUGACUCUCUUUGCACUGGUCUUGGUUUUCAUGGAUGGAAAGGAGGGGCGUACGUACCAGGCCAUCGUGGUCACACCGGUCGAAGGGCAAGAUGGCUAUUACCGGCGCGUUGGGAAGAUGAUCAUGGAUGACGAGUCUCUAGGCAAGUGCGCUUGGAUGGAGUCCGGCGCGUCUUUGCCCACAGUCACGCUGUUGUAG